This is a messenger RNA of Fusarium oxysporum Fo47, 1821 nucleotides long. Its product is annotated as Zn(II)2Cys6 transcription factor. Gene Ontology annotation, biological process: regulation of DNA-templated transcription. Bases 1 to 1821 code for a protein of 606 amino acids. Gene Ontology annotation, molecular function: DNA-binding transcription factor activity, RNA polymerase II-specific; transcription cis-regulatory region binding; zinc ion binding. The record is from RefSeq and is a predicted model, not a curated record. Lineage: Eukaryota; Fungi; Ascomycota; Sordariomycetes; Hypocreales; Nectriaceae. Gene Ontology annotation, cellular component: nucleus. The transcript is spliced from 4 exons.
AUGUCGAAACGAAGCUGGUCCGAGGCUGAGAAUGGUGAGAAUCAGUUUCCGCCGCAGAUCUCGAGAAAGGUCAAGGCUUGUACGGCGUGUCGAAGACAGAAGAUUAAAUGUCUGAUUGAUGAGAAUGGACCGCCUUGUCGACGAUGUGCUGAGAAGGGACUCGGUUGUGUCUUGGGGAAGAAUCUGCAGACAAUUCUUGAUGAGAAAUCGCAAUUAGUCCAAGACGUCGAACAAAUGCAUAAUUUCCUCAAACAAGUCGCCGGCAGACUCGACCUGGACUUACCACCACUCCGCUCAUCCUCCGGAUCUGCAGAAGGACCAAAAGAUGAAUCACCAAGCCUGUCAAACAAAGGCCAUCACGUUCCCUCACGCGACAACUCACCAAAGCUCAUGCCAGAAGACGAUGAUGUUCCAUAUGCGCCUAUCCACUCACUAUAUACACUCACUAAACUACGCGCUCUUCGGUCACCGGAUGAUAUGAAUUCGCAGCAGAAUCCAGGUAUGGAAGAUGUGAUAACGAAACGUCUCAUAUCAUUAGCCGACGCAGAACGACUUUUCAACUUUUACCGAAAACGUCUGGAUCCGUAUAUCUAUCUCAUUGGAUGUCCCUAUGAGACGAUGCAAGAGUGCCGACAAAAGAGCCAAUUCCUUCUCGUAGCAGUCCUCACAGUAGCAGCUCUCCAUGACUCAACCGCAGAUUACAUAUACCCCGUAAUAAGCUCCGAAUUCCGCAGACUCUUCGAGACAUCAAUAUUCGAAAGACGCCUAAGCCGCGAUUAUCUCCGUGCCCUAUGCAUCGGGUGCUACUGGCUAAGCGAUUUGUCAUGGAUGCUAUCAGGCCACGCAAUACGAAGAGCAGCUGAAUUCGACCUUCAUAACAGUUACGACAGAGCUAUCGAAAAAGCUAGUACCGAGGAUGCGCAGUGUGCGAGGAUUUGGUACAUACUCUGUGUUUGCGAUCAGCAGCUUGCGACGCAGUAUGGGAGACCGUCGAUAGUGCAAGAAGAUCCUUCGACGCAGGGCGCUACGGAUUUCUUGCAUUGUGCUGUUUCGCAUGAAGAGGAUAGACGGUUGUUGAGUCAAGUGACUGUUGUGAGCAUUUUGAGGAGUAUCCGUGAGUUGUUUACUGCGAAUAAGGGGAAGCCGAUACCAAGGCUGCAUUUGAACCAUAUUUCGCAUUUUCGGAUACAACUUGAUCAGUGGUUCGCUUUCUGGACGGAUCAAGUUCAAGAACGCUGGCCUGGCAUCGGUGGUUUUCCAAGAAAAGGCAUAAUCCUCCACUACAACUUCGCCCAGCUCUACCUUUACUCUCACGUCUUCCGCGGCCUCUCCAAAGAUGAACACAUCCCGCACUACUUCCUCGACUGUGCCCUCAACGGGAUAACAGCCGCCACAACGAUCAUCGACAAAUUCGUCAACGACCCCGACGUAGCCCUCGGCAUCGUGGGGAUGCCAUCAUACGUUCACUCCAUGACAGCAUUCGCCUCCAUGUUUCUAACAAAAGUCGCGACAAAAUAUCACGACCUCAUCGAACGUGAUAAAGUGUACGAACUGAUCAUGGGAUUGGUGCAGCAGUUUCGGUCACAGCCAGCUGGGAAGUGGCAUCUGGCGAAUCUCAUGACCGGUGGGCUUGAGAGGAUGGCGCAGACGCUCAAGUUGGAAAUUCCAGGGGAUAUGGGCCCGCCGUUGGGGGUUGAGAUGGAUCAGAAUGUUGAUGCAGGGAUAUCGGGAGUUUCAGGGGUUGAUGCUUUUUUCCCUGACUUGCCGGGCGAUUUCUUUUUUAACUACGAUAUGAGUUUCGAGAUGUCUGCGCCUUUGUAG